Messenger RNA from Dendronephthya gigantea, 1119 nucleotides. RefSeq names its product ATP-dependent DNA helicase Q-like 3. NCBI's taxonomy places the organism in Eukaryota, Metazoa, Cnidaria, Anthozoa, Malacalcyonacea, Nephtheidae. Bases 1 to 1119 code for a protein of 372 amino acids. Gene Ontology annotation, molecular function: 3'-5' DNA helicase activity; four-way junction helicase activity. Gene Ontology annotation, cellular component: nucleoplasm; chromosome; cytoplasm. Gene Ontology annotation, biological process: telomere maintenance; double-strand break repair via homologous recombination. The record is from RefSeq and is a predicted model, not a curated record. The transcript is spliced from 2 exons.
AUGGAUGCUAAGAAAGAAAAUACAGGCGGUAACAUUGUUCUGAUCGUUGCUCCACUGAACGCUCUAAUCGAUAACCAGAUCUCCAUUUUGCAUGAACGUGGAAUUGAAGCAACUGUUUUGAAAAGCAAGAGCCAUACCGCAAAUGAAACUAGUAAUGAAGAAUGCGAGACUGAUACAUCUAAUGAUUGUGAAGAAAAUUUUGCAGAACUUUCACUUGACACCACCACAUUAGGAUCGCUUUUUCCUAAUGCCCCAUUGUUAGUUCUAACUGCAACAGCGCCUAAACAUGUACGAGAAGCGCUAACAAACUCUCUUUUGCUCAGUAAUCCGAGGGUGGUAGUUGCUAAUUUAGAUCGAUCAAACAUUUUUAUCCACAAGCAAAAACGAAUGCCAGCAUCUGCAGGCGAAGAAAGUUUCAAAGCAAUCCUACUUCCCAUCGCGAAUGAUUUGAAGAAUCUAUUAAGAGAGUAUCCACUAACAUUGAUAUAUUUGCCACUGAAGUGGUGUGGUUAUGCGUUUAAGCUUUUCUCCGAUAUACUGGGUAAAAAAAGUUAUUUCCCUCCAGGAGACGGAAAACCUGAGAAUUGCCUUUUUGCCCAGUUUCAUUCUCCUCAAACUGAACUAAUGAAAAAUGAAAUAAUGAAGCAAUUGCAAGGUCCAGACAAAUCAAGGUCUAUUCGUGUUGUUUUCGCUACAGUUGCAAUAGGAAUUGGUGUUAACAUUCACGACAUUAGGCAUGUCAUUCACAUUACAGUUCCAGGAACGAUUGAGUCCUAUUAUCAAGAAAUCGGUCGCGCUGGAAGAGAUGGGAAACCAGCAAAGGCAUCUCUGUAUUACAAUGGUCACGAUAUUUCCUUGAACAAACCCGGGAUGACGUCUGCAAUGCAUGGGUUUUGUUCCCAAGAUGAUAAAUGUUUAAGGAAGCUAAUCUUGGAUUACCUGGGAUCACCUUUGGCAUUGUUGUCAGUAAAGUUAAUGGAGCAACACUCUUGCUGUAGCAACUGCUCAAGAAAGUGCAAGUGCCUGUCCUGCCAAGUGGAUGAAGUGGAACUACUAAACGUUUGUCAAGAACGCGAUAAACAUGUGGAACCUCCACUACGCAAUGUCAGUGAUGCUUAA